Pichia membranifaciens NRRL Y-2026 is the source of this 444-nucleotide messenger RNA. RefSeq lists its product as hypothetical. Gene Ontology annotation, cellular component: cytoplasm. The record is from RefSeq and is a predicted model, not a curated record. The coding region runs from base 1 to 444 and encodes 147 amino acids. Lineage: Eukaryota; Fungi; Ascomycota; Pichiomycetes; Pichiales; Pichiaceae. The transcript has a single exon.
AUGUCCGGACUCGCAAAUUUUGACCCAGAAAACCCAGACAACUUGGAGGACAUCGAGAAGCAGUUUGCUGUCAAGGCUGUCCAGCAGAUGAGUACGUACUGGAGUCUUCUUUCGGCGGUACCACCAGCGAAGUUGAAGCUCACCAAGUAUGACGAUGAGAUCUUGGAGGAGUUCUACAAGACCUUCCCAGAGUACGACGAGAAGAAGGUUGCAUUCUUGGAUGAGGACGAGUUGAAGAGCAAGGAGGGUAAGGAGAAGUGGAGAGAGUUCAUCAAGAACUUCGAGGAGAAAGUGGAGGACUACAACUUUGGUACGUUGGUCAGAAAGGACGUUACCAAAGACUACUCGGAGGAAAAUACCAUCUUCGUUGUCAGAAUCCAGUUCUAUGCUAUCGAGCUCGUCAGAAACAAGCUUGGGUUGAACGACUGGGUGUACAAGAAGUAA